UGUACCAGAGGAGCUUACACUCUAAUGUCCCCUCCCCCACAGUCCCAUCAGUCUCUGUACCAGAGGAGCUUACACUCUAAUUCACAUCACUCUAAUGUCCCCUCCCCCACAGUCCCAUCACUCUAAUGUCCCCUCCCCCACAGUCCCAUCAGUCUCUGUACAGAGGAGCUUACACUCUAAUGUCCCCUCCCCCCACAGUCACAUCAGUCUCUGUACAGAGGAGCUUACACUCUAAUGUCCCCCUCCCCCACAGUCCCAUCAGUCUCUGUACAGAGGAGCUUACACUCUAUGUCCCCUCCCCCACAGUCCCCAUCAGUCUCUGUACAGAG
Staurois parvus is the source of this 329-nucleotide messenger RNA. Lineage: Eukaryota; Metazoa; Chordata; Amphibia; Anura; Ranidae. The record is from the annotation of a GenBank genome assembly.